This is a messenger RNA of Plectropomus leopardus (leopard coralgrouper), 609 nucleotides long. The record is from RefSeq and is a predicted model, not a curated record. NCBI's taxonomy places the organism in Eukaryota, Metazoa, Chordata, Actinopteri, Perciformes, Serranidae.
GCUCAGGAGGUCACUCGGCCCAGAUGACCUCGUAUUCAGACAGCGGCUACCAGGACAGCAGCGUUAGUUAUUACAGCAACCAGAACGUGGUGCGUUCGGAGCCCCGGGCAUCGAUAUCGAGGAGCCCGAGAGCUGAGGGUCAAGCCUCUGGACAGGUGUCUGGCAGGGUGUUACGGAGGAUGGCCUCGCUCCCCUCCAGGAGCCAGUCUCCCGGUUGUGGCACUGCCGGCACCGUCUCUCCCUCCCGCAUCUCCCUGCGAACAUCCCAGGGCAGCACCUACGACUCACCCAUCCUCUCAGAGCCCAAACCUCUGGCCGCCGUGUUCCCCGGCACCUCCAUGCCGCCCUCCUGCCCCUCGCCAACCUCCCCGACUGACGGCACACAGGCCCUGGGUGGUGGGGUGGGAGGAGUAGGAGGUCGCCUGGGCUCCACCCUGUCUCUGGUGGAGGGGAGGGGUAUGACGGGGUCACCGCUGCGUUCGGGGAUGACGGCGGUGCCGCAGCAUUACGGCUCCACGCUGCCCAGGCAGAGCCAGCCGCUGGCCUACGGAGCCGACCCAUACGGCCUGUACCAGAGGAGCGCGCUGCCCCGGCCCGACAGCCUCAUAG